UUACUUAUAGUCACUUUCCAUUUUGUGAUGCUCAACAACCUUUUGCCGCACAUCAGAACUAUAUUCUUUGAAUUGAAUCAAAGAUCAAAAGGAUAAACAAUUCAGAUUUUUGUUUCAUUUUUCCCAAGGGAGCCAAUAUUUUAAGCCACUACUGUAUACACUGUAUGUCUGACUGUCAGAUUAAAUAAACACUGGAGAGAAAAAAACUUGAACACUGUGAUUAGGUGAAUGCAAGUUUAAUAGCGGCCACUAGAUGGAGACAAAUGAAAAAAAUCUAGCCGAAAGGAAACCUGUAACUAAAAUAAGGAAAUGACGUACAGUGGGCAGCAUUUCUGCGCUAGACAAGCAGGUGUUAGAAAUGCUUCCAUGGGGAAAUUGUGGUACAGUUGUUCAGUCGUGACAUGAGCGAUUGCAAGACACGACAGUCAGCGAGGGCACGAAUGCAAAGGAGUUGCACAAGGAUGGAGGACCAUUUGAUAGAAGAUGGGACAGUCUUUUACUCGAAGGCAGAACACUACUGGAGGGAAGUCCCACCCACUGUGGAUGGAAUGCUGGGAGGUUAUGGCAGCAUUUCCAGCAUUGACAUUAAUGGCUCCAAAAAGUUCCUCCAAAAAUUCCUUGGGGAAGGCCAGGGUAAAACUGGGACUGGUUGUGCUCUGGACUGUGGGGCUGGAAUUGGCCGUAUCACCAAGCGGCUGCUCCUGCCGCUCUUUCAAACGGUGGACCUAGUGGACGUCACUCAGGAGUUCCUGGAUAAAGCUCGUACAUAUCUGGGUGAGGAGGGCAAGCGGGUAGAGAACUACUACUGCUGUGGCCUGCAGGAAUUUCAGCCCCAGCCGGAACGCUAUGAUGUCAUAUGGAUCCAGUGGGUGAUUGGUCACUUGACUGACGACCACCUUGUGGAAUUUUUGAGGCGUUGCCGGAGUGGUCUGCGUCCAGACGGCUUCAUUGUGGUGAAGGAUAAUGUUGCGUAUGAAGGUGUAAUACCUGAUGAUGUGGACAGCAGCGUGUGUCGGGACCUAAAUCUACUACACCGCCUAGUGGCCAGGGCUGAACUCAGCAUCAUCUGUGAGGAGCAGCAGCAGAACUUCCCUGAGGAGAUCUAUCAAGUCCACACUCUCGCUCUCAGAUAGCUGCGAGCAUCAAGUGUGAACCUGUUUGUUUGAAGCCAAUGAAUGUAAGAGGAAAUUGCCUAGGAUCAUUGUUAGCUACAUAAGGCUAUUUAUUACUGCCAAUGUGAUUGCUGUUUUUAAAAUAGCACAGGCCUGAAACAUGACUGUGGGAUUUUAAGUUUGUAAGAAGUGAUAGUUGUAAGGUUCCAGCUGACCUCUAAAUGAUAAUGUUACAGUUAGGGUUUAUAGCGGUCAUGAAUAGUGGAUAAGUGGCUAAUGGUAGCUUUUCAGAAAUCCAAAUAGCUUUACACUCCAACUGAUAUUCAAUACAAAGUCUGGGGAAAUAGGGUUUUACCACAGAGAACCAAUAUGAAAAAAUAUAAUCUAUGCAUGCCACCUCUUAUGUUUAUAAGUGGAUCUACUUAAGACUGUUAAAACAGAGUUUAGCAUGUAUCUGUGGGUCAGAACAGAGUGAAUGAAAACAUUUUAAUUAUGAGAAUUUGAGUCUAUACAAGUUUAUGUGUAUAUUUAUAGCUACUCUAAAGUGAACCACAGGUUUUAUUUUUUCUUAAAGUAAUAUCUGAGCUGUCUCUGAAUGAAAAUGUUAUUCUACAGAUUCACUGUAUUAAAUAUAUCAGUGUUUAAAUUCUUAAUUAUUUUUAUUUUUCCACAAAUGAGCACCUUUAUUUUUUUAUUUUUUUUGGACUAAAUGAGCUAUACUUACUGUCUUUGGGCCGUUAAUGUAGCAUGAAACAAAGAAUCAGUUCCUUUAUUUUAUUAAAAAAUUAUUUAAACGAUUUUCAAAAAAGGGAACAGGUAAUUACAAAUGUAUUUCCAAUUUUUUAAUUAAAAUUUAAAUCAAUAGAAUUUGGAAUCAGAGGAUCAAAUGAUGAACAAUAAUUCUUGUACAAUAUGAACAAUGAAUUUUAGAAUAAUAGUAAAGUCAUCAAAACUAUGGAAUAACAAAUGGAACUAUGGGAAUUAUGUUGUGACUAAACAAAAUCCAAAAUAAAUCAAAACUGUGUUAUAUUU
This is a messenger RNA of Myxocyprinus asiaticus (Chinese sucker), 2144 nucleotides long. It is a transcript of the gene ntmt1, whose product is annotated as N-terminal Xaa-Pro-Lys N-methyltransferase 1. Gene Ontology annotation, cellular component: cytoplasm. The transcript has 4 exons. Lineage: Eukaryota; Metazoa; Chordata; Actinopteri; Cypriniformes; Catostomidae. Gene Ontology annotation, biological process: N-terminal protein amino acid methylation. The coding region runs from base 402 to 1133 and encodes 243 amino acids. Gene Ontology annotation, molecular function: N-terminal protein N-methyltransferase activity. The record is from RefSeq and is a predicted model, not a curated record.